AUGUCAUUCAAUCACAAUGACAUCAGUGACAUCUGUCAACUCAACGACGCCAGGAAGGAGGAAUUCCCAGAGAGUUACAAGCAAGAUGGCGGCUUUUCCUACUUUGGUGUCUCAUCAAAUAAAGCCAAACCACUCCCUGAAGAAACGACGAUGACAAUCAAAACAAAUCAAGAAACGUCACAAGCCCAAGCAGCAUCGACUGAACAAAUCACCACAGUUUCAACGGAACUUUCAACAUCAAUACUCGACUCAACAUCAGCAAAAGCAGUCGAUACUAAAGGUCCUUCAAUGAGCUGCGACCGAGAUGUGUUCGGCUUAACCAACGACAGCAAUGCUCCCGCUUCUGUUCAGUGGUGGGAGGUAGAUGCGUAUGACGAAGAAGAUAAGGCUGUGCUCUAUGUCACUUGCAGAGACGAUGCCGAAGGGAGGACUGUCAAAUCAGGUGACUUCUUCAAAGUGGGUACCACUAACGUCACUUGUACGGCGUCGGAUACUGCUGGAAACCCUGCACAAUGUACAUUCUCAGUCACUGUCACAGUUUGUAACAUGAAUCGCCUGGGUAUGGAAAGUGGCGCCAUAGCCGACAAUCAGAUUACUGCUAUGAACGUCUUUGACAACGACAUCAACAACUACGGACCAGCACUAGCUAGGUUGAACAGCAAUGGUUACUGGUGUGGAAUCAAGUGGACUGACACAUGGAUUCAGGUGGAUUUCGGCCACACGGUGGACAUCUACGGCCUGAUCAUUCAGCAGGGACUUUACCAACUAUACCAAAGCCAGAGGAUUUUUUAUCUGAUGUAUGGAGAUGAUGAAAACUCAUUGAUGUAUCUAGAGGGUCGGGGUCGAAUGUACUAUGUAGCCGAACCGAGAUCUGCUGGUGACGAUGUUUUGAUCUCUGUCCAGACCUCAUCACAGCAGAGAAUGAUUCGAACAAGAUUCAUCCGCAUAGAACUCUGGUUGUGGAUGGGAGAUCUGUGCAUGCGCUUCGAAAUUAUCGGCUGCAACUGAACACAACAACGGCAAUAAAAAUAUUACUCGGGUGGGAUUCGAAUCCAUGACCUUUUUAAAA
This is a messenger RNA of Asterias rubens (European starfish), 1069 nucleotides long. RefSeq names its product neuropilin-1-like. The record is from RefSeq and is a predicted model, not a curated record. Lineage: Eukaryota; Metazoa; Echinodermata; Asteroidea; Forcipulatida; Asteriidae. The transcript has 6 exons. Bases 1 to 1008 code for a protein of 335 amino acids.